GCGCUGAAGUCCUGUUUGUGAUCAUAUAAAUACAUGUACAAGAUUGGGGUAUUAUCAGUGUAACGAUAAGGGCACAGUUGCUCGGUUGUUGGAUGGAUGAUCAUGGCACACAGUGUGGGCAGGUUGUGUUUUCAUAACAAGACUGUUCUUGCCCCUAUGGUGCGUGUGGGUACUCUGCCCAUGAGACUGCUGGCACUGGACUAUGGAGCUGAUAUUGUGUACUGUGAGGAGCUGAUCGACAUCAAAAUGGCUCAGUGUGAAAGAGUGGUGAAUGAUGUUUUGGAGACGGUUGAUUUCAUCGCACCUGAUGAGCGAGUGAUGUUUCGCACCUGCAGUAAAGAGAGAGAGCACGUGGUCUUUCAAAUGGGAACGGCAGAUCCAGAAAGAGCUCUCGUUGUGGCUAAACUUGUGGAGAAUGACGUGGCGGCUGUAGAUGUCAAUAUGGGCUGUCCAAAAGAAUACUCCACAAAGGGAGGAAUGGGUUCUGCGCUUCUCUCUGACCCUGAGAAAAUUGAAUUUAUUCUGAACACUCUUGUGAAUGGCAUUUCCAAACCCGUAACAUGUAAAAUCAGAAUCCUUCCUACACUGGAGGACACACUGAAUUUAGUGAAGAGAAUUGAAAAAACUGGAGUGGCAGCCAUAGCAGUGCAUGGAAGAAUGAAGGAGGAGAGACCACGUCACCCGCUCCACUGUGAUUAUAUUCAGGCUGUAGCUCAAAGUGUGUCCAUCCCCGUCAUUGCCAACGGUGGCUCUGUGGAUUUAGUGAAGACAUUUGACGACAUAGAAAACUUUCGGGUCACCACAGGAGCAUCAUCUGUCAUGCUCGCUCGGGCUGCCAUGUGGAACCCUUCGAUCUUCCGCCAGCAGGGGGCGCUGUCUACAGACAAGGUUAUGGAGGAAUACAUCAAAUACGCGGUUCGCUACGACAACAACCCAUUUAACACCAAAUACUGCCUGUGCCAGAUGCUCAGAGACAGAGUCGAGUCUCCAUUCGGGAAAGAGUUGCAUGCAGCUCAGACCAACGCAGAAAUCUGUGAUGUCUAUGGCAUGACUGACUUCUACAAUAAGACCAAAGCUGAACUGGAGGCUAGAAAGUCUGUGCAACAGGCCAACAGUGAUCAAUCAGAGAACCCAACACUAGAACACGAUGUCAUCACAAUGCCCGUUCGCUUUGAAAGGCGGGAUUAUCCACCUCAGAUCACUCCAAAGAUGUAUUUGCUGGAAUGGUGCCGAAAGGAAAAGCUUGAUCAACCUGCGUAUGAGACUGAACAGCGAACUCAAGAUCGAGCUUUUCAGUCAACGGUUAUUGUAGCCGAUAAGAAGUACCGAUCUUCCCUAUGGGAAAAGUCGAAGAAAUUUGCAGAGCAAGCUGCAGCUAUAGUAUGUUUACGCACACUUGGACUUCCCGAGGGUCGAAUCGGAGAGGAGAACAGUGGACUGGUGAACAAGCGCAAGAGGGAGGACAAAAGAUGUGCAACAUUGGACUACAAUGAGUCAGCAGCACCAAAGAGACAUAUAACUGAAGUGCCACAGGAAGAGAAAGAGGAAGUGAUAUGCAGGACGAAAGUUGUGAAUGGCGUCUGUGGUCAGACCACACAUUAACCUCGGCCAGACAUUCACUAUCAGAACUCAAUACAAAGAGAUUUCAUUGCUUUUCAUUUCAAUACAAAGGGGGUAUUGUUUGACAGAUAAUAGUACACUUUGUAUUUGGUUUUAAGUUUGCUCUUAUGUGACCUUUUCAGGUGCCAUUGCUCUCAUUGCACUUGAAUAUUGUCUUUUUGCAUGCCAGUAUUUUGUGUGGAAGCAAGGAAUACUGUUAUAUAUAUAUAUAAAUAAUAUAAAGUUCACCCUCUAAAUUUAAUCAUGUUCUAACAGUGACCAGAAGGGGACAGUGCAGCUCCAGUUACUUUUACUACAGAACUCAAGGAAAUCAAAACCAAUAUCACAAUGUCAUUAGUUUUAUUAAUUUUAAGUAUUCUUAAUUUUUAUUUUUCUGCAUCAUUAUGGAAUGGGCGAUGGCUGCUUGACAUUAAUUGCCCAUCCUUUUUUUAAUAAAACAUUUAAUGUACCUACACUACCGGUCAAAAUUUUGAAACACUUGACUGAAAUGUUUCCCAUGAUCUUAAAAAUCUUUUGAUCUGAAAGCGUAUGCUUAAAUGUUUGAAAUUAGUUUUGUAGACAAAAAUAUAAUUGUGCCACCAUAUUAAUUUAUUUCAUUAAAAAACUCAAAUGUAAUUUAAAAAAAAAGAAGUUUUUGAAAUUGAUGACUUGGACCAAAUAAUAAAGAAAAGCAGUCAAUAAGUGCCCAACAUAGAUGGGAACUCCUUCAAUACUGUUUAAAAAGCAUCCCAGGGUGAUACCUCAAGAAGUUGGUUGAGAAAAUGUCAAGAGUACAUGUCUGCAAAUUCUAGGCAAAGGGUGACUACUUUGAAGAUGCUAAAAUAUAACACAGUUUUGAUUUAUUUUGGAUUUUGUUUAGUCAACAUAAUUCCCAUAGUUCCAUUUCUGUUAUUCCAUAAUUUUGAUGACUUUACUAUUAUUCUAA
Messenger RNA from Myxocyprinus asiaticus (Chinese sucker), 2545 nucleotides. Its product is annotated as tRNA-dihydrouridine(20) synthase [NAD(P)+]-like. The record is from RefSeq and is a predicted model, not a curated record. NCBI's taxonomy places the organism in Eukaryota, Metazoa, Chordata, Actinopteri, Cypriniformes, Catostomidae. Gene Ontology annotation, biological process: tRNA dihydrouridine synthesis. The transcript has 16 exons. Gene Ontology annotation, cellular component: cytoplasm. Bases 97 to 1602 code for a protein of 501 amino acids. Gene Ontology annotation, molecular function: tRNA binding; tRNA dihydrouridine synthase activity; flavin adenine dinucleotide binding.